Messenger RNA from Engraulis encrasicolus (European anchovy), 1625 nucleotides. RefSeq lists its product as uncharacterized. The transcript is spliced from 3 exons. Lineage: Eukaryota; Metazoa; Chordata; Actinopteri; Clupeiformes; Engraulidae. Bases 3 to 1625 code for a protein of 540 amino acids. The record is from RefSeq and is a predicted model, not a curated record.
AAAUGGGGGUGGUACCUGUAAUGUUACUCUGUACAAUAUAUCUCCCUGGCAUCCUGUCAACUGAAGACAAGGGGACAGUAUUCCUGACCGCCUUCCCUGAAAAUGUGGCCUCCUAUGACCCUAUAAAUCACGUACACAAACUCAUCCUGACGGCUCUGUACGAAGACACCAGAGUCAAUGUUACUGUUGGGUCAGCUUCGAAAGAGUCAUUGCAUAUGAAUGCUAAACAAGUGGAGUCUGUAUACUUAGACGACUCUGAUGAACUGGGUCGGGAAGUGCUGUCACAGAAGUCAGUGGUCAUCAGAGCCAGCAAAGACAUAGUUGUUCUGUCCGUGAUGUCAAGAGGGGACCGUCAGCAAACAGUGGUGGUGCAGCCCACGAAAAGUCUGGGGACUCUGUACUACACCCCCGAUUUAAGCUCAUACGGCAGCAGUGGGAACGGCUUGGGUUUCCAGGAUUUCCCUGGUGCGAAGGGGAAAAUAGUCGUGAUCAAUUCAGACAAGGCGAAUGUUGUGAAAGUCCGCUCCUCAGGGCAAACGGAGACAAGGGAGCUUGAACCUUUUCAGGUUUUCCAGAUGAACAGCUCCGAUUUCCAGCCCGUCAAGAUCGAGGCAGAGGAGAGAGUGGCUGUGCUCCUGUCACAUCCCUGUGCAAAAACGACCAACUGCACCUGUGAAAUGAUGGCGAUCCAGUUGCGACCUGCCAACACCUGGGGGAAAGACUUCCUUCUUCCAUACGCCGAAAAUGAAACAGUCGCUGUCACCUCUGACAAGAGUUUCACUGUAGAAGCUGGAUCUCUGACAAAUACGGCCAGUACUCCAUCCUACUCCUCCUCUCACCAUCUCAUCCAUGAUCUAAAAAGUCAGUGGGCCAAGUCCUCAAAGGAUUCCUCUCUUAUGCUCCUCGAGCCGGGAAAAAUCACUCAGGUUAUACCCAAGUCACACUUCGCAGCUUGCCUGCUCACUUCCAACCAGGCCUCCAAGGCAUUAGUUAUUGCUCCAGACUCAGAAAAGAACAACGUGCGUUUCUGGAACGUUCCUUUACUUGCUGACUGGAAACAGUUCAACAGUUCUCUGAACUACUCCUGGGCAGAGAUUGACCUACACGUUUUUGAGAACUAUCUCAUCUGGCACCCAUCUGCUAAGAUCAUGGUCUACGUCAAACAUGGAGAAAAAUGGAGGAAAGCUUACACUCUGAGUACUGAACCAGACCCCCAGGGCUGCUUGUUGGAGCCGCAUGUCUACAGUGUGACUGACCAAUCGGGCACGUGGGCGGAGUCCAUCCGCCACUGCCAGGAGGAGCAGCAGGCCGAGCUGGUCAGCAUCAACACCGAGGACGUCCACCUGACCCUGUCCGAGAGGCUGAGCAACCCAGCGGAGGCCAAGGAUGCCUGGGUCGGUAUGCGGCGCCGCCUGGUCAACGGAGAGUGGUACUGGCUCAACAAGCAGCCCGUGAACGCCAGCAAGUGGGAGCAGGGCGAGCCGGGAGUCUCCGAGGAGAAGUUCUGCGUCUCCACGUCCCUGCGCGGCCCGCACAAGAACACCUGGAGGAGCCGCAGCUGCUGUGACAACAUGAGAGCUGUCUGUUACAAAACAGGUGUCUACCUCCCUCUGUGGCCAUGGUAA